CGACCGGUCGCACGUCACUGCCGAAAACUGAAAAACAGUAACUUCCAUACGCGAUUCUUGAAUAAAAAUGCCUUCACUUUGGGACUAUUUACACUUUAAUCGACAGUAUUCAAAUAAGAGAAACUUAGAGGAGGGUCUAUUCCAGAUUGCUUCGCAGACUUGUAAUAUUUUAGUAAAGGUUAACAACACGAAUAACAUAAAUUUGACGAGAAAUGAUCGCAGCGACGAGUAUGGAUGCGCCGGGCCCCCCAAAGGGAAAAGUUCAAUGCAGAUAUGUGUACCCAAGUUCAGGAAGAAUUCUAUCACUUCCGGUUGUAAUCCAGGAUUAUCGACUGUAUUAGAAUCGGGGAGUGUGGGGAACGCGUCAUCCUCUGAUGAGGAGCUCGAGCAGUGGGAGCAAAUUUUCAUGAUGAGGGAUGAAAAUGGAAACAGCUAUAAUGACAAAAGGAAGAAACGCAGUAUAUGGUGUCGGCCAUCAUGUAUCCCUGUUUCUAUAGUCAUUUUGCUGAUAGUUCUUGUUGUACUUGUGCCAUUAUUGGACCAGCCCAAUGUGCCACAUGCAGCUUCAAGUCAGCAACCUGUCACGGUACAUUGCUCAGAUGAGUGUAGAUUAUCCCUUGUGGAGAGUAUACCAGAAGGGCAUAUGUAUCCUCCUAAUAUGACACAUACACCUACAAAAAAUGUUUGGUUAGAUUUAAUAGAUGAAGCUCAAACAACAAUAGAAAUAGCCUCUUUUUAUUGGUCUCUUAGGUUUAAUGAAUUUUAUCCGUACAAUUCUUCUAUAGAGGGCGAGCAAGUGUUCCAAGCAUUAUACGCCGCCGGAUCAAAAAGGAAGAUUGAUUUAAAAAUUGCUCAAAACUGGCCCAGUAAAGACUAUCCUAAUAUAGAUACAGAAUAUUUAGUUAAGAAGAAAGCGGCGCAGGUAAGAAGUUUAAACUUCUCCAAGUUGUUGGGCGGCGGAGUUCUUCACACCAAGUUUUGGAUUGUGGACAGAACGCAUUUCUACAUCGGCAGUGCUAAUAUGGACUGGCGAGCAUUAACUCAGGUGAAAGAGCUGGGCAUCGUGGCGUAUAACUGUUCGUGUAUGGCCAAUGAUUUGGGGAAAAUAUUUGAUGUUUACUGGCAGCUGGGGGUGGCCGACUCUGUGCCGGCCACGUGGCCAUUCGCGUUGGCCACAGAUAUCAACAUGCAGCGCCCCGCCAACAUCAGCGAUGGACAACGCAGUUACGGCGCUUACAUCACGAGCUCACCGCCGCCGUUCAGCCCGGCGGGGCGCAGCGCGGACGACGACGCCAUCGUCUCCAUCAUAGAAUCAGCAGAGCGGUUCAUAUACAUCGCGGUCAUGGACUACGCGCCUGCACUCGUCUACACGCACAAGUUCGAGUACUGGCCUAAGAUCGACGACGCGAUACGCGCGGCGGCGCUGGAGCGACGCGUGCGCGUGCGCCUGCUCAUCAGCUGGUGGUCGCACUCGCUGCCCGCGCAGGACCACUACCUGCGCUCUCUCACCGCACUCGCGCAGGCCUUGCCCGGAGUAGAUAUACAAGUGAAACGCUUCGUAGUACCAUCUACACCUGACCAGGAUAAGAUACCGUUCGCGCGCGUUAACCACAACAAGUACAUGGUGACGGACCGAACCGCGCUCAUCGGCACCUCCAACUGGUCCGGGGACUACUUCACCACCACCGCGGGCGUCUCCUUUGUCUUCCAGGACCUGGAGGAGGGCCCUCACAACGCCACCAAGGAUAUCAGGAUGCAGCUGCAGGAAGUCUUCGAGAGGGAUUGGACCUCGCCCUACGCUGUGCCUCUCUUGAAAUUAUAGCGGGGCAUUCAUCAAACCAAAUGUCAUCUUGAAAAACCUGCCAAUACUUGUAUGUAAAUGUCUUGUACUUAAUUGAUUUUAAUGUGUGUG
Molecule: messenger RNA, 1912 nt
Organism: Papilio xuthus (Asian swallowtail)
Lineage: Eukaryota; Metazoa; Arthropoda; Insecta; Lepidoptera; Papilionidae
Product: phospholipase D3
Exons: 11
Coding region: 68-1822 (584 amino acids)
Molecular function (GO): catalytic activity
Source: RefSeq, a predicted model, not a curated record